Molecule: messenger RNA, 1319 nt
Organism: Coffea eugenioides
Lineage: Eukaryota; Viridiplantae; Streptophyta; Magnoliopsida; Gentianales; Rubiaceae
Product: cinnamoyl-CoA reductase 1-like
Exons: 6
Coding region: 137-1120 (327 amino acids)
Molecular function (GO): oxidoreductase activity, acting on the CH-OH group of donors, NAD or NADP as acceptor
Source: RefSeq, a predicted model, not a curated record
CCAGUCUCCCAGUAAUCUCAUAUCCAAUCUUUCGUCUUCUUCACCAUAGCUAUAUAUACACCAUAUAUGCCUCCCUCCAUUAAGUCCAGAAGUAAGGCAAACAGGUGACAGGUUCACACACAAAAAUAUUAACAAAAUGAGUGGAGCAGGAGAAGGGAAAAUGGUGUGUGUGACCGGAGCUUCGGGUUACAUAGCUUCAUGGCUGGUGAAGCUGCUGCUCGAGCGCGGUUAUACUGUUAAAGGUUCAGUUCGAGAUGCCUAUGAUCCGGAAAGGACACAACAUUUGACAUCACUUGAUGGAGCUAAGGAAAGGCUUCAGUUGUACUCGGCAAACUUACUAGAAGAGGGAUCGUUUGAUGCAAUAGUCGAGGGAUGUGAAGGGGUUUUCCAUACUGCAUCUCCAAUCAAACUUUCAUUCAGCAAUCCAGAGGCAGAACUACUGGAACCUGCAGUACGUGGAACACUGAAUGUGCUGCGGUCAUGUGCAAAUUCUUCUUCUGUCAAAAGAGUAGUUAUAACAUCCUCUAUGGUUGCAGUUUCAGAAAACAGAGAAUUAAAGGAGGAUGUGGUAGUUGAUGAAAGUUGGUUUUCCGAUCCAUCAUACUGUGAGGAGCAAAAGUCUUGGUAUGAACUUUCAAAAACCAUGGCCGAGAAUGCUGCAUGGAAAUUUGCAAAGGAUCAUGGCAUUGACGUGAUUACAAUUCAUCCAGGAUUGGUCAUUGGUCCUCUCUUGCAGCCAUCUGUUAAUUCGAGCGCUGUUUUGUUCCUCAACCUAUUAAAGGGGGUUGAACCAUUUCCUAAGGCAACAUGUAGCUGGGUUGAUGUUAGAGAUGUUGCCUAUGCACAUGUUCUUGCCCUUGAAACCCCUUCUGCAAGUGGAAGAUAUUGUCUGGUUGAAAGAUGUGCAAAUGCCUCUCAGAUCAUCAAGAUUUUGCAUGAGCAUUACCCAACUCACCAAUUUCCUGAUAACAGAAUGUCAAACAAUACCAACCUUAUCAGCCCAAACUACAGAGCCUCCAAUGAGAAGGCAAAAAGGUUGGGAGUUCAAUUCACUCCUUUGGAGGUCAGCCUAAAAGAUGCUGUUGAAUUCUUCAGGGAGAAAAAUUUAGUCAGUAUCUGAGCUAUGGCAUUGAUUUACUAUUGUAUUCAAACUAUUAAAUUAAAUAAACCAGCUAGUUAUCUCAGCUGGCAGGGGUCACCCUGUAUGUUUAUUUGUCCCACCAUAUUUGAGUUAUUAUUCCCACCAUUUAUGUGGAUUUAUUUGUAAUAUAUUUCUCAUAAACUGUGAAACAUGGCGAAAUAGCAGACUAUUUCUUGCA